GUUCAUUCAUUUUUGCUGGUAAAACUACCACACCCAUAAUGCAUAGAGCCAAGGAAGGGUCGAGUUCAGAUGACGUACAACGUGGGAAAUUCGAAGCUGCGAGUGCGCUAUGUGUGUAGCUAUAGUUUGUUUGGAAACGAUAGGCUAAAACUUUCUAGAUAAAUCAGACAAGGAUGCAGAAGAUCUCUCGUCUGAAGCGCGAGCUCCAGCUACUAACCACCGAACCUCCGCCAGGGAUAAUGUGCUGGCAGACAGAGGGACAGAUGGACGAUCUCCGGGCGCACAUAAUUGGUGGGUCGGGAACUCCAUUUGAAGGAGGUGUCUUCUUAUUGGAGAUCAAGGUCCCCGAAAGGUAUCCAUUUGAGCCUCCCCAAAUCCGGUACCUGACACCUAUAUACCACCCCAACAUUGACAACGCUGGACGCAUCUGCCAUGACGCCCUCAAGCUACCGCCCAAGGGUGCGUGGAAGCCUUCCCUCAACAUCCCGACGGUCCUCACUUUUCUUCAGCUGAUGAUGGCAGAACCCAACCCAGAUGAUCCCCUCAUGGCCGAUAUAUCAUCUGAAUUCAAGUACAACAAGCAGCUGUACCUGGAUAAGGCCAGGAAAUGGACACAGAAACACGCCAUGCAAAAAAACAUAGGAGUAGUAGAGUCAAAGGAGGAUGGCAAAAAGGAAGAGAAGUCGCUGUCCCGGAAGAGAGACACCCCGAGUGGGCAGGAGCAGCCAGGGGUGGGGCCUCAGGAACCCAAGAGAGGGUGUGUGUAGAUCCAGUGAGGUCACACCUCACUGGAUCACUUUUUUUUUUUUUUUUUUACUGUUCUGUUUCGUUUGGGUAUGGAUUCUUCUGGUUUGUCUUUUUUAUGUGUUCAAUUGUUCUCAAGAUGAAUUCACAGAUUUAUACAUGGACACUCUUAAUUACCUUUCUUAGCUAUGUUCCUCCUUAUAUCAAAAAUUCAAAUAAAGAAAAAUAAAUAUAUUUGCCUUUAACAGUG
This is a messenger RNA of Osmerus eperlanus (European smelt), 994 nucleotides long. RefSeq names its product ubiquitin-conjugating enzyme E2T (putative) (gene ube2t). Gene Ontology annotation, molecular function: ubiquitin conjugating enzyme activity. The record is from RefSeq and is a predicted model, not a curated record. The transcript has 7 exons. Gene Ontology annotation, biological process: protein polyubiquitination; DNA damage response. Gene Ontology annotation, cellular component: nucleus. Lineage: Eukaryota; Metazoa; Chordata; Actinopteri; Osmeriformes; Osmeridae. The coding region runs from base 174 to 767 and encodes 197 amino acids.